AAUUUAUUUAUCAAAUCAAAGUGAUUUGAAUUGCGUCAGAAAAUCAAAUUUUUCGAUAAACAAACUUUUAUUUGUUUUUAAAUUUAGUUGCUGCUGAUCAAGAAUAAAAACAAAGGUUAAAUAUCCAUUUUUCGAAUCCAAUAUAAUGGGGGUUAUACGUUAUAAUUUUAAUAAUAUUCGUGGCCAUCAAAAUGGUGGCGGUGGUGAUAGUGGUGAUGAAUGGAUCUACAUCUCAAGUGAUGGUGAAGAAUCAUUUGCUGGACAAAAUGAUUCUCGUUCGAAUCAUCAAAACAAUGGUCGUUCACAUCGUCAAUCAUCAUCGAAUAAUAAAUCGAAUAGAAAAUUAUUACCAACCAAACCAGAACCAACAUUUUCGGCGCUUGGUACCAAAGGAAAAAGCCAUAAAAAAUUUAGACGUUAUGCUAAUGAAAAUGUUAUACAAAAUUUUGGUGUAGCAAAAUUAUUUCAUGAAAAUGUUGAUCGUAUUAAUUCGAUUGAUUUUUCACCAUCAGGUGAUACAUUAAUUAGUUCAUCCGAUGAUGAUUCAAUUGUUAUUUAUGAUUGUGAAAAAGGAAUACAUAAACGUACAUUGAAUAGUAAAAAAUAUGGUGUUGAUUUAAUUCAUUAUACACAUGCACCAAAUACAGCUAUACAUUCAUCGAAUAAAGUUGAUGAUACUAUCCGUUAUCUUUCAUUACAUGAUAAUAAAUAUAUACGAUAUUUUCAUGGCCAUACGAAAAAAGUUGUCACAUUAUGUAUGUCACCAAUUGAUGAUACAUUUUUAUCUGGUUCAUUGGAUAAAACUAUUCGUCUUUGGGAUUUACGAUCACCAAAUUGUCAAGGUCUGAUGCAUUUGGUUGGCCGACCAGUAGCAAAUUUUGAUCCUGAAGGUUUAAUUUUUGCUGUCGGUUUGAAUAGUGAAACUGUCAAAUUAUAUGAUCUGCGUUCAUUCGAUAAAGGCCCGUUCAAUACGUUUAAAUUAUCACAGGAUAAAGAAUGUGAUUGGACCGGGUUGAAAUUUUCACCCGAUGGAAAAAUUAUAAUGAUUUAUACUAAUGGUAAUGUUAUACAUCUUAUUGAUGCAUUUAUGGGUCGACCAUUACAAACAUUAAAAGGUCAUGUGAAUAAUAAAGGUUUACCAUUGGAAGCAUCAUUUACACCGGAUUCACAAUUUAUAUUCAGUGGUUCAACUGAUGGCCGAAUACAUGCAUGGAAUGCAACAAAUGGUAAUCAUUUUUGUAAUAAUCAAAUCGAUACACAUCCAGGUCCAGUACAAUGUAUACAAUUUAAUCCAAAAUAUAUGAUGUUAGCAUCAGCUUGUACAACAAUGGCAUUUUGGAUACCAAAAAUUGAAGCAAUAACAACAACAACAACUACAGCAGCAGCAAGAGCAAACGAAUUUAUUGAAUGAUUAAAACCAUCAAACA
Molecule: messenger RNA, 1427 nt
Organism: Dermatophagoides pteronyssinus (European house dust mite)
Lineage: Eukaryota; Metazoa; Arthropoda; Arachnida; Sarcoptiformes; Pyroglyphidae
Product: R3H domain-containing protein 4-like
Molecular function (GO): nucleic acid binding
Source: RefSeq, a predicted model, not a curated record